UUUUUUUUUUUUAAGGAAAUGAUUUUAAAACACAAUUCUGUUUGUGCAUCAUAUCUUGCCUUUACUUCAAGUAUCUUUCAGUGUGAUUUGAAUGAAGGUCAAAUUUACUUACCUCAUUUUUGAUCGUUCUAGUAGCAACACAGAAAAAAAAAAUAUGGUUUUACUAAAUUUAUGCACUCUAUAGGUAGCAGGUUGGUAUAAAUCUUUCUAUUGGGGUCAUUUGGGAUAUAGAUGGGAUCCAUGUGUAGUAUCUACGACAGAUGAAUGUGUCAGAAUGCUAAAUAUCCUCACUGAUGUCUUCUGAAAAUAGCUGACAUGGAUGGGAUUUCCUAAAUAUGUCAAAUUCCAGUUUUUGUAAAUUAUAUUGAUAAGGAAGCACUGUGAUUAGUACUUAGAGGACGUAGGCUUUACCUGUCAACACCAGAGUGCUAUUGGUCCUCAAAUGGGUACAGAACUUACCACUCCUUUGCUGCUGGUCUCAUCUUCCUUGAGGUCUUCCUGCCGGUCUUGAUUUAUGCUUUGUGAAGCAGCUGCCUCAUCCAAGUCCUCUACUUGGGAGGUUGCUCUAACUAACGCCCCCUGGUGGCUUCUUAAUGGUUACAACUGUUGCUUGUGCUAUGGGAAAUCUGGCAAGAGACGAGAUUUCUCAGCUUCUUCCUUAAUGCUGUUCUGUAAAGCAGCCAACUUUGUGGGAUGCUGAAAUUGAAUAAGGAAGGUCACAGUUAUCAGCAUUUCUCUAAGGACCAGAUUUUCUGUAAGCACCUAGGAAACCUUCAGAGUCAUCUAACUAGUUUGAUCUAAUGAUGAGCUGCCUGGAUCCCUGGGCUUUGUUUUGUCUCUAAGAAGCCAUCAGAACCAUUUCCCCUAUGAAAGACCCUUUUGAAACGAAUACAACAUUAAGUUAUUUCCUAGAUCCAUUUAACUUAAGAUGCCCUAGAAUGCAUCUUUGUGUAAUGUUAAAUCAUCUCUAAGCCCUGCUUAUUUCUUGGGCAACUGAACAGUUGUAAGUUAGAAGGUAGCAAUCUAGUUAUUUGUUUCCUAGUUAAUAAUCUUAAAUUAAUUACAAUCGGGACAACUAUUUUUGUAUCCUUUUAGGUCUUAGAAUCGUGCAUUUUUGCACACAGAAGACGGUGAGUUAUUAUUGACUUGAGUUUAUUUGAAAGAUUUACUGUGGUCCCAUUCAAAUUUGAUACAUAUUGAACAUCAGACAUUGAUGUAAUGAUGUGUAUUCUAAAUUUGUUUUGCUCAUAAAUUAUAAAGAACUCUGUUUUAAUACUUCAUACUAAAAAGAUUUAACCCCACAUCUUCAGUUUUUUUAACUGUUGAUUUCUAGUUUUUGAAAUACGUGUUGAAAUGGUUUCUGAAAUCUUAUUAUACUGAAAUGUAAUAAUGUCAACAUUUGAGAUAUAUUUUAUAUAUAGCUAACUUCAAACCUACAGUUUCAGAGGAUUUAUCACUUAACAGACCAUAACAGGACCAAUUUAUUUACUAAACAAAUAACCUAUCAAGUGCCUCUCACUACAACACACUGUGCGUGGCACAAGGGAAGAAACAAAGAUGAGCAGGAUUUUAUGGAGCUGACCAGUGCUUUAGUGCAUAUACGACUGCAUUUUUUCAUUCAGAUCUUUACGCUUGCAUUCUUCCCAGCAGCAAUGUGGCUUUUUCUUCAGCUUUUAUCAAUCACACCGAUCAAUGAAUGGCUUUUAAAAGGUUUGCAGACUGUGGGUUGCAUGCCUCCCCCUGUGUCUUCUGCAGUGAUUUUGACCAAGGCAGUCGGUGGAAAUGAGGCAGCAGCAAUAUUUAAUUCAGCCUUUGGAAGUUUUCUGGGCAUUGUUAUAACACCCCUGCUACUGCUGCUUUUUCUCGGCUCAUCCUCUUCGGUGCCUUUUACAUCUAUUUUUUCUCAGCUUUCUGUGACGGUCGUGGUUCCUCUCAUUAUCGGACAGAUCGUCCGAAGGUACAUCAAGGACUGGCUUGAAAGAACGAAGCCUCCUUUCGGUGCUAUCAGCAGCAGUGUGCUCCUCAUGAUCAUCUACACCACCUUCUGCGGCACGUUCUCCAACCCCAACAUUGACCUGGAUAAGUUCAGCCUGGUGGUCAUACUGUUCAUAAUAUUUUCUAUUCAGCUGGGUUUUAUGCUUCUAACCUUCAUCUUUUCAACAAGGAAUAAUUCGGGUUUCACACCAGCAGACACUGUGGCUAUCAUUUUCUGUUCUACACACAAAUCCCUCACUUUGGGAAUCCCGAUGCUGAAGAUCGUGUUCGCAGGCCACGAGCACCUCUCCCUGAUCUCCGUCCCUCUGCUCAUCUACCACCCGGUGCAGAUCCUCCUGGGCAGCGUGCUGGUGCCCACAAUAAAGUCCUGGAUGGUGUCGCGGCAGAAGGGAGUGAAGCUGACGAGGCCGGUCGUAUAGCACAGGCGGUGCCCGGGCUGCGGCGGUGUACAUAUGUACAGGGUUGUGCACAGUCCUGAGACGCGUACUUGUGAAUUUUGCUCCGAUGCAUAUUUUAUUUUUUUACACACAGAAAACGAUAUAACUGUUGAAGUGCCUUAAAAAUGUAUUUGACAAGAGCGUUCUUUCCAAAACCGACUUUGUUGGUUACUGCCAGGGGCGGUGCAGUAUUUUGGAGUUGUUCAUCCCAAGUGACAAAAGCCCCAGCUUUGUGCGUACACCUCUGUCAUGGUUACUGUACUGUUCGGAAGGAGAAACGCCCUUCCGAAGCGGGGAGAACUUCCAAAGUCUUAAUCUAAGUACUUUGAUUUACUGUGUGAUUUUUUUCCCUACAACUGUGACAUGCCUCUGAUCAACUCCACAGGAGUCAUAGACUGAAAAGCAUAAGUUGUCUGCAUUCCUUGACAUCAUUUUUUUUAGACAUUCCUUCAAAUGGUUUCCACACAGAAAUUCCUCUGUGCCAUGAUCAGAAAUUGUGAUAUUAUGUGUCUUAAAUUUACUCUAAGCUGCUUCAAAGAAAAGACCUGAUGGUUGAGUGAUGAGUCAAUGAAGGGACAUUUUGAGGAAAACUACAGAAUAUGACUUUCAGGAUUUUCAAAAUCAUGGAUUUUUCAUUUUUCUUUUGCUUUAAUUUCUUUCCUAUUUCCCAACACACUCGCAAACUCAUAGCAGCCAAAUAUGAGACACAAACCUGUUAUCAGUUUGAGAGCAGCAGCAAUUAAUGAUGGGCUGUAUUCACAUUCCACAACUGAGAAAAACCUUUUCUUGUUACAUAGAUGUGCUGAGCACAAAUCACCCCCGUUAGCUAGAAGCAGCCUGUUACAUCCUUGAAUUAAGCAUACUUAACGGCAUUUGAGACAAGUUAUGAAUGAAAUUUUCCUUGGCAGACUUGUCAAAGGAUUGCGACAUUAAAAAAAAAUUUAAAUCAGAUUGCUGUUAUGAAUAAAUGGAAAUAUGAAGGUCAUAGAUGCAAACAGAUGUUACAGAUACACAUUCUUUCUAGCCAAAUGGAAAGAAAAGUGGGCACAGAAAAUGCAAAACCACUUAUUGGUUUUGUUCCCAAUUGGGCUUCAGCUUUCAAAACAGUAUGGAAUAUUUGCCUCUGGGAUGCCUGGAGAGCAUUCACUGGACCCAAAGAGAGAAUAAAGCAAUAUAUACAAUCAGGGGGACACUCUCUCUGCUUCCUGCACAUCCUCUGUGGCAUCCUGUCCAUGUGUCUUUCUUGAUUUGACAGACAAGAUAGGCACCUGGGGUCACACCGGGCCACACUGUCCUUGGCAGCUGUCUUCUUGUUCUGUCAACAAAAGAAAACAAUUCCUUAGGAACCAAUCAAGUCUAUCCACAGUGUAACUUUGUGUUCUUGUUACUACCCGGUCUCCUCUCCCGUGAACUUCUGACUCAUUCCAUAUCACCGAAUUUCACAAAUUUCACAACAGUUGUCCUCGGUGUCAAUUUCAAAGCUAGUGCCAGACCUCGCAUAAAACUAUGCUAAAUGGGCUAUUUGUCAAGAGUUUUCAUUGUCAAGACUUUUGCUUGUAAUUUUGCUUGGUACUUUGGAUGCUUACAAAUAAUGGAGCUCAGAAAAGUUUUUGUGCUCUGUUCCUGUAAACUUCUUUAAAGUUCAGAGUCAAUGAAAUUGAGUUACAAUAAAAGCUAGCAUUAGAAUGCUGUUUUUCCCCCAACUUAUCUACCUCUCUUGUCAAACACCUGUAGUAGGUGUGUGAUUAUGGGAUAAAAUUCAACUGAAAAUACUAUAACAUCUACAUGGUGAAUUUUGGUGACUUUAGUGAUAAAUUUAUGCUUUUUUUUUUUUUUACAUAAAUGCUGUGGCAUAUUUUUCCAUAAAGAAAAAACAAUUAAAAUUUAUUUUUAACUCAUUUUUAUUGGGAUUUAAUUAUUCAUGUCUGAAAAUACUUUAUUAUGUUUAUGUACUGUCAAGCUAUCUGUUCUAUGUAUUUGUUUUGUCUAAGUGUAUUUAUGAAAGAAAUAAUUAGAUUAUAUUUAUGUUUACCCAUUUUUCCACCUGGAUUUUUUUUAAUGGCUGUUAUGAAAUUUGAUUUUUUUUUUUUUAGUGGGUGAUAAUCUAUUCUAUCUAUUCUUAUGUUCUUUUCUAAGUUUUAAAAUUUUUAUGGAUGGGUUUUUUGUUUUGUUUUUUUCAAAUUCUUUCCUAUUCUGUUUAAAUUAACACACCUCUGGCUAAUGUUCCAUGUUUGUUUAUGCUAAAUACCAAAUUUUUUCAAAAGGAUUGGUAAAGUAAUGAAGUGGAUUAUUUAUGAUGAAUGGAAGAUGAAAAGGAUUCUAUGAUUAAACAAAGAGAUGUUUUAGAAAUCA
Messenger RNA from Pipistrellus kuhlii (Kuhl's pipistrelle), 4784 nucleotides. RefSeq names its product solute carrier family 10 member 7 (gene SLC10A7). Bases 1572 to 2414 code for a protein of 280 amino acids. Gene Ontology annotation, cellular component: plasma membrane. Lineage: Eukaryota; Metazoa; Chordata; Mammalia; Chiroptera; Vespertilionidae. The record is from RefSeq and is a predicted model, not a curated record. The transcript is spliced from 11 exons.